Molecule: messenger RNA, 1322 nt
Organism: Lolium rigidum
Lineage: Eukaryota; Viridiplantae; Streptophyta; Magnoliopsida; Poales; Poaceae
Product: peroxidase 11-like
Exons: 4
Coding region: 241-1245 (334 amino acids)
Biological process (GO): hydrogen peroxide catabolic process; response to oxidative stress
Molecular function (GO): heme binding; peroxidase activity
Source: RefSeq, a predicted model, not a curated record
GCCUUUGACCCACUCAGUAUGCCACAGCACAGAGCUACAGAUACUUUCUGCUUGCUUACUCCACCAACCGCAUCAGAGUUAGCUCAUCUCCCUCUUGACCAAUUUCUCUCCAUACGCCACGUAGACAACAUAGGAUUGUCUUAAUCCGCUAUAAAGCUCAAUGCAGAACGAGAAACUUACCACAAAAACACCUGAACCAUCUAAAGUUCCAAACACAGCAAGAGCUAAAACUAGAUCAAGAUGGCUGCAGCUGCCUUGUGCUUCAGGAGGUUUGCUCUCUCCGUGUCUUGUUUCCUCCUGGCCGUGCCACUGCUGAUGGCACAAGACCCUUCAAACCUGAGCCUGGAGCACUAUGCGAAGACAUGCCCGAAUGUGGAGCACGUGGUCCGGACCGAGAUGGAGUGCGCGGUGCGCGACGAGCCACGCAAUGCCGCUCUGAUGCUCCGCCUCCAUUUCCACGACUGUUUCGUGCAGGGCUGUGACGGCUCGGUGCUGCUUGACGACACGGCAACCUUGAUUGGAGAGAAGCAGGCAGAGCAGAAUGUGAACUCGUUAAAAGGGUUUGAACUGGUUGACAAGAUCAAGGAAAAGCUGGAGGCUGAGUGCCCUGGAACAGUUUCCUGUGCGGAUUUGCUUGCCAUUGCAGCAAGGGACGCUACUGUCUUGGUGGGUGGGCCUUACUGGGAUGUCCCAGUAGGAAGAUUGGACUCCAAGGAGGCAAGUCUUGACCUAGCAAACAAAGACAUACCCACCCCUCAGCAGGGCCUCAUCACGCUUAUUUCCAAGUUCUGGGAGAAGGGCCUUGACGCCACUGACAUGGUGGCCCUUGUGGGAUCCCACACGAUUGGAUUUGCCCGGUGCGCCAACUUCCGGGACAGGAUAUAUGGUGACUUCGAGAUGACAUCCAAGAGCAACCCUGCAUCAGCAACCUACCUCAGCAAGCUAAAGGAGAUCUGCCCCUUGGAUGGUGGCGACGACAACAUCAGCGCCAUGGACAGCUACACUUCCUCCACCUUCGAUAAUGCUUAUUUCGAGACGCUCAUCAAGGGCGAGGGCCUCCUCAACUCUGACCAGGAGAUGUGGUCAAGUAUCGCCGGGUACUCAACGGCCGAUACGGUCAACAAGUACUGGGCUGACCCCGCGCUGUUCUUCAAGCAGUUCUCAGACUCCAUGGUCAAGAUGGGCAACAUCACCAACCCUGCAGGUGGUGAGGUCAGGAAGAGCUGCAGAUUUGUGAACACCUAAGCUGGAGAAACUUUUGUUUGCGCCUUUCCUUUUCAUGGUUGAUGAUUGUCUGGAAAUAAGAAUGUUUUGCCUGGGAU